AUGCCACGCUCCUUCCUGGUGAAGAGCAAGAAGGCUCAUACGUACCACCAGCCCCGCACCCAGGAUGAGGAACCCGUCUGGCCUCCUGCCCUGAGCCCGGUGACCAGGGAUCAAGUCCCGAGCGAUGACCCUGUUGUCAGUACCCUGUUACCGAACCAGUGUCUGGACUGGACCGACCUCAAACGGGAGCCAGAGCUGGAGCUGGACCAGAGCUUGACCAGGAUGGUCUUGGCACCAGACGGUCCUGCUGUGAUGCCCCCAACCCGGGACCGGGGGGACUCACCGCCCUCCGACUCGCCCCCCUUCUACAAGCCCAGCUUCUCCUGGGAUGCCUUGGCCUCGUCUUACGGCCACAGCUACCGGCAGGCCCCCUCCACCAUGCAGUCUGCCUUCCUGGAGCGCUCUGUCAGCCUGUACGGCAGCCCCCUGGUGCCCAGCACCGAGCCGCCCUUGGACUUCAGCCUCCGCUACUCCCCGGGCAUGGACACGUACCACUGCGUCAAGUGCAACAAGGUCUUCUCCACCCCACACGGGCUCGAGGUGCAUGUACGUCGCUCCCACAGCGGGACGCGGCCCUUCGCCUGUGACGUCUGCGGCAAAACCUUCGGCCAUGCGGUGAGCCUGGAGCAACACACACACGUCCACUCCCAGGGGAUUCCGGCCAGGUCCAGUCCUGCGCCCAGCCUGGCAGCCCUGGGUCGCGAGGCCCCACCUGCGCCUGACCCCCCGGGGCCUCGUUUCCUCCGGCAGGAGCGCAGCUUCGAGUGCCGGAUGUGCGGCAAAGCCUUCAAGCGCUCGUCCACCCUGUCCACCCACCUGCUCAUCCACUCGGACACGCGGCCCUACCCCUGCCAGUUCUGCGGCAAGCGCUUCCACCAGAAGUCGGACAUGAAAAAGCACACCUACAUCCACACCGGAGAGAAGCCGCACAAGUGCCAGGUGUGCGGGAAAGCCUUCAGCCAGAGCUCCAACCUCAUCACCCACAGCCGGAAGCACACAGGCUUCAAGCCCUUCAGCUGCGAGCUCUGCACCAAGGGCUUCCAGCGCAAGGUGGACCUUCGGCGGCACCGCGAGAGCCAGCACAACCUCAAGUGA
Molecule: messenger RNA, 1095 nt
Organism: Pteronotus mesoamericanus
Lineage: Eukaryota; Metazoa; Chordata; Mammalia; Chiroptera; Mormoopidae
Gene: GFI1B
Product: growth factor independent 1B transcriptional repressor
Exons: 6
Coding region: 1-1095 (364 amino acids)
Biological process (GO): regulation of transcription by RNA polymerase II
Cellular component (GO): nucleus
Molecular function (GO): DNA-binding transcription factor activity, RNA polymerase II-specific
Source: RefSeq, a predicted model, not a curated record